Molecule: messenger RNA, 2337 nt
Organism: Abrus precatorius (Indian licorice)
Lineage: Eukaryota; Viridiplantae; Streptophyta; Magnoliopsida; Fabales; Fabaceae
Product: protein NRT1/ PTR FAMILY 1.2
Exons: 5
Coding region: 455-2191 (578 amino acids)
Biological process (GO): transmembrane transport
Cellular component (GO): plasma membrane
Molecular function (GO): transmembrane transporter activity
Source: RefSeq, a predicted model, not a curated record
AUGAUAGUUAUGUGGCUACUUUCUCCAAUUUCUGAGUGCAACACCCCUUUGCAAUUGGCAGCGAGCAAGAUAUUUGAAAAAAGAAUGAUGAGUUCUGGGCUAAUGAUGAACACAAUUUUCUGCUGGAUAAUAGAUUACGCCAUAGAGGGUGUGAUUGUGCUCCUGAGUUCAGCAUCCAUGAAUUUAUUAACGGUUGUUUUUUAUGCUUUUAUUGCUCAUUCCGGUAGCUGUUUGGAUCAGCUCAUGCCCUGUGAACACAAUCCCUUGCUACCCUGUUCUUCUUGUUCAUGCCAAAAGAUAUUUACACGUUACACGUGUAUGAUUCUUCCGGAAACACCUAAACCGGUGGAGGCAUUUAUGUUUUUGACAGCGUGUCGGGUUUAGGAUAUGGUACUCGCUGUGGUGCAUUCUUCAGUUCACCACAACACAACAUCGUACUAUAGUGUAUCUGCCAAUGGAAAGCCUCCCAGAACUGGAGAGUGUGAUGGAAGAACCACUUCUGAGCAAGAACAGGACUAAUGCCAAGGGUGGCUUCAGAACCUUACCUUUCAUUAUAGCUAUUCAGGCAUUUGAUAGACUGGCUAGUCUUGCAUUGAUGCCUAACAUGAUAUUGUACUUGACUAGAGAGUUUGGAAUGGAAACUGCAGGAGCCACUAAUUUUCUCUUACUCUGGUCUGCUGCCACCAAUUUCACUCCCUUCAUUGCUGCUCUCCUUGCAGAUUCCUAUGUGGGUCGUUAUCCAGUUAUUGCUUUUGGAUCCAUUGCUAGCCUACUGGGAAUGGUUCUUCUGUGGUUAACAACUAUGAUUCCAUUGUCAAAGCCAGUUUGUGACCAAUUUGCCAAGGGCUGCAAUAACUCCCCUACAACAAUUCAACUUUUGAUCUUGCAUUCUUCUUUUGCCCUCAUGUCCAUUGGAGGUGGAGGCAUAAGAUCAUCCUCCUUGGCCUUUGGUGUUGAUCAGUUGAGUAUGAGGUACGAAGAUGCGGGAAUCCAAGAGAGUUACUUCAGCUGGAGCUAUGCAUCUGUCACAGUAGCAUCAAUGCUUGGUUUAACUGUUUUUGUCUAUAUUCAAGAAAACAUGGGGUGGACAGUGGGGUUUGGAAUACCUGUUAUCCUAAUGUUUAUAGCCACUCUAGCAUUUUUCUUAGCUUCGCCAUUUUAUGUAAUGCUGAAAGUUGAAAGAAACAUGCUAAGUGGGUUAGUUCAAGUCCUUGUAGCCUCUUACAGAAAUAGACUUAUGGAGUUACCCCUGGAGGACGAGAAUGGUAUUGGUAUCUACCACCAUGAGAAGGAUUCUGAUCUCCUAAAGCCAACUGAAAAAUUAAGGUUUCUCAACAAAGCAUGCAUGAUUAGAAAUCCAUUACAAGAUCUAGCACCAGACGGAAAGGCUUUGAAUCCAUGGAAUCUUUGCACAGUAGACCAAGUGGAAGAACUCAAGGCAAUUGUCAAAAUAGUCCCAAUUUGGACAACAGGAAUCAUGAUGGCAGUGAACCUCAGUCAAGGUACUUUUAUGGUACUAGAGGCAGCCUCCAUGGACCGCCACAUUACUUCAAACUUCCAAGUUCCUUCGGGCUCCUUUGUGACAUUUAUGAUUGUAUCUUUGAUACUAUGGAUUAUAAUCUAUGACCGCAUUUUAGUUCCUUUGGCAUCAAAGAUAAAAGGGCGCCGCGUAUGCUUGGGAGCUAAACAAAAAAUAGGAGUUGGUAUUUUUACUAGUUGCAUAGCAAUUGCAUCACUGGCAAUUGUAGAGAGUAUUAGACGCAAAAUUGCAAUUGAGCAAGGCUAUCCAGAGCAACCACAAGCUGUGGUGAACAUGUCUGCUAUGUGGCUCUUGCCACGCCAAAUCCUUGAUGGAUUGGCUGAGGGUUCAUGUUUAAUUGGACAAAAUGAAUUUUUUCUUACUGAGCUACCUCCAUCUAUGUCUAGCCUAGCAUCCACUCUUAGUAGCCUUGGGUUCUCUGUUGCAAAUUUGGUAGCAAGUUUCAUUCUGAGCAUUGUUGACACUGUUACUGGAGGCGGAGGAAAUGUAAGUUGGAUUUCAAGCAACAUUAACAAGGGUCAUUAUGACUACUAUUAUGCUUUUAUUGGAGCUUUGAGCUUUGUAAACUUUUUAUAUUUUCUUUACUGUAGUAAAUCUUAUGGUCCUUGUAAAGGUAGAGGAAAUAAAAAUUUAGAAGAGUGCAGAAAAUGAUUAUACCUGGUUGGGAUUGGUAGCGGACUUGUACUAUUGAUGCUAGGAAAUGAACAUUUGUUUCAUGUGUUGGUGGUAUUGUAAAUGAACAUUCAUCACUUGCUUCUAGUAAUUUUUUCAAUUUUAAUGAUGAAUUAGCGUUUCUG